AUGGGGUUUCCGGAUCUUCAACCAAUUUUGCAAAGCCUUCUGGAUUCAGGCAAGUACUCAGACCUGAUGAUAUCAUGUGAAGGCCGUAACUUCAAGGUACACCGUGCAAUAGUCUGUUCUCAGUCAUCUUUUUUCGACGCUGCAGUCAAAGGCGGAUUCAAGGAGGCUUCUUUAUCGCAAGUUGAUCUGCCGGAUGAUGAGCUAGCAACCAUUCACCGAGUUAUCUCCUUUCUUUAUGUUCAAGAUUACGGAGAGACAGAUGAUCUGGACUUUGCGAAAGCUGCUUCGCGCGAAAAUAUAGACCCUCAUGCAGCUAUGUGGAAUAACCUCAGAGUUUUUAUGGCAGCCGACAAGUUCGACAUUUCGCCUUUAAAAAGUCUUGCGAGAACCCGCCUUCUCAACUGGAUUGACAAAAAUGCGAAGAGUCUUCCAUUAGUCUUGCAACAGAUCUGGAUCACUAUCCCGCCUCUCGAGACUGAGCUCCGAGACGCCAUAAUCAAAGCAAUUUCACGCCACACCCAGGAAUUCCUAACUCAUGAUGAUAGUAUCGUGAUUAUGAAAGAUAUACCGGAUAUUGCUAUUGGGGUGCUUAGAAAAGUCGUGGACGAGAAUUCUUUUCUCAAAUUUGAUUUGCAGAGAUCCAAUAUGCGAAGGCGAUGUUGA
Molecule: messenger RNA, 663 nt
Organism: Penicillium canescens
Lineage: Eukaryota; Fungi; Ascomycota; Eurotiomycetes; Eurotiales; Aspergillaceae
Product: BTB/POZ domain-containing protein
Exons: 2
Coding region: 1-663 (220 amino acids)
Molecular function (GO): protein binding
Source: RefSeq, a predicted model, not a curated record